AUGGAAAGCCGACCGUACUCCGCCGAGGCCUCGGGCGAGCAGAUGCGGAAGAAACGAAUGCGCAUCACGUUCAGUUGCACGAAUUGUCGCCAUAGCAAACAGAAGGUAUCGUCGCCCUUGUCACUCAUCGUCUGCAUUGGCUCUGACGCGAACAAGUGCAACAGGGAAUCGCCAUGUAUGACCUGCGUGCUCCGCGGAAAGCAGGAUAGUUGCACCUACGGCGAUGCGAUCUCCGGGGUCAAGCGCUCACAUCUCUCUGCGAAAGGCCCCAAUACCAGCGGCUUCUCCAAGCAACCCGAGGUCGAAGCGCAUGAAUACAGCCCUACGAAUGGAGGAGAGUCACGGAGCCCAGAUCUCGCGGCGUACGGGUAUUCCAGUGUCAAUGUGCACAAUUCGCUUGGCAUCCUGCAGAAACUAGAGAACCUUGAAGUCGGUGGGACGCGCAGACCACCACCACGCAAGCAGAGGAAGAUCACGCUCUGUCGACCGGCCCUUGACAUCUACAGGGCCGUCCUCAAACAGUUGCCCUGUCCGUCUUGCGUCAGGCACCUAGUCGCCGUCUUCUUCAACGAGGUGAAUUGGCAGUACACUAUUCUGGACAGGAACUACUUCAUCCCCAAACUGGAGCAAUACUAUCAGCAUUACCCCCUGCAGCCUCCGAGUCCUCCGGCCGACACGACCGUCUCGUCCGAGAAACUCAUAUUUUCAGCUCUCAUUUUCCAGGUCCUAGCGUACGCAUUACAGUUCAUUCCAGCCAGAUAUUCUGAAAACUUGCAUCCUCCGUGUCUGAAGGACAUUGACGAGGACGGCGAUGGUGUAUCGGAAGAUGCGACGAUGCGUCUAUUGAGCCUGUUGCCCAAGGACGUCAUCAACUUGGAUUACAUCGCAGCGCAGAUCUUGCGCACAGCUUGGCUCAAGAACCGCGGCUUGAUAGCCGAGGCAUGGCUCGUCGUUGCCCAAGCCGCAAUCAAUGCACAGGAGAUAGGCCUCCAUCGCGAUGACGGCAAACUGUACGCCAGUGACGCCGAGAGUGCCAUUGAAGAACUGUGGGAGGUAGUAUUGCGCCGGCGACUAAUGUUGAAUCUUUAUCUUUGGGACAGCCAAAUGGGCAUGGUGCUGGGCAAGCCCCUGAAUUUCAAACCCAACGACUACACGAUCAUCGUGCCUACGGACUGUGAGAUCCCAAGAAACCGCACAUCGAUGGCUCCGUUUCAAAGGACUGAAUAUGACAAGCCGAAUACAUUCACGGUGCGAUUGCUCGAGUACCACAUCCACAAAUAUCUCCCGCAAGUCAGAGAGCUGGAAGCGCAAGGCCCCUAUCCACGCGAUUACGGCAAGGUGGAGCGCUUACAUCAGAUAGCCCUCGACUACAUCGCCUCCAUUCCCCCGAUCUACCGUUUCGAGAAUCCGGACAGAUCCUACGAUGUAGAGUGUCCACAUCUGGCAUCGCAACGCGAAUUCCUAUGUGCAACUGUGUGGCUGUUUGUCCUGAUGCUUCACAGGCCUUACAUCUUCUCCAUCGCCAAAAGUCGUACCGAGAUCCUGAAGGCUGGAAUCGAAAUGUUGAAGGCCCAGCAAAGAUUUUUCCUUACCCUAGAACCACACCACUACAGGAUGUUCACGCUCGCUUACCUGACUGUCGAACCCUGUGUGUCGAUGCUGGCGGUUCUGAUUGCAUUUCCGAGUGAAAAUGCCGAUCUCGUGGCCGAAGCAUUCCGCUGUAUCAAGGAAUCCCUCUCCAGAGUGAACACGAUUAGACGCACAAAUCGAGUCGCGGGACAAGGGGCCGACGUCAUCCACAACCUCCUCUUGCGGGCAGAGAAGAAUCGUCCAUCACCAUCGCUGAGUUCCAAACCUAGCACCUCUUCCUCAGAGGGACGGUCCUCCGAAUUGCUCAUGACGCCCAGUUCCCGCGGUGCAGGGCCGUUUUACCCAAUGGCAGAGCAACCGCCCAUGUUCGCCAACAACACCACGUUCGCGGAAAUGCCUGAUUGGAACAUGCAGUUCCAGCAGGCCUCUUCGAUGGCUCCCGCGCCCGUCAGCUCGGGAUACACAUUCAACGACACCCCUUUCCGACCCGUUGCUGACCUGACGUAUAACGAUGUAGCUCUUGCAAUGUCCGAAGAAGGGUUCAGCGCGGAGAGCGGAUCCGAGCGCAUGUCUACCGAGAUGCCGCAACAGUUCCGUGGGGAGUUUGGCGAGGGUUCGUUUUGGAGUUUCGUCAACAGAGGGUCUGGGGUAUGA
Molecule: messenger RNA, 2244 nt
Organism: Cladophialophora carrionii CBS 160.54
Lineage: Eukaryota; Fungi; Ascomycota; Eurotiomycetes; Chaetothyriales; Herpotrichiellaceae
Exons: 3
Coding region: 1-2244 (747 amino acids)
Biological process (GO): DNA-templated transcription; regulation of DNA-templated transcription
Cellular component (GO): nucleus
Molecular function (GO): zinc ion binding; DNA binding; DNA-binding transcription factor activity, RNA polymerase II-specific
Source: RefSeq, a predicted model, not a curated record